Molecule: messenger RNA, 790 nt
Organism: Erigeron canadensis
Lineage: Eukaryota; Viridiplantae; Streptophyta; Magnoliopsida; Asterales; Asteraceae
Product: (+)-neomenthol dehydrogenase-like
Exons: 3
Coding region: 31-660 (209 amino acids)
Cellular component (GO): membrane
Source: RefSeq, a predicted model, not a curated record
GUUGAACGUACAUGGAAGAUUAGGUGAACAAUGCUGGUGUCAAUGGAACCGUCAUUGAAGAAGAGUUGCUUUCGAUCGAGCUCAGACGAGCUGGUACAGGAUACGGGAGUGAAGACAUAUAUGACGAAACAAGUUAUGCUGCAAACUUACGAAACAGCUAAAGACUGCAUCCAAACAAAUUAUUAUGGAACCAAAAAUGUGACUGAAGCUCUUCUACCCUUUCUCUCUUUGUCCUCUUCUCCAAGGAUCAUCAAUAUUUCAUCUGGACUAGAGAAAAUUGAGAACAUUAAAGAUGAGAAGGCGAGUAAAAUGCUUAGUGACGUCGAUGGACUCACAGAGGAGAUUCUGAAGGAGGUAGUAACGGAAUUUCUAAACGAUGUUAAAGAAGGUUCGUUGGAAGAGAAGAGGUGGAAUACGCUGUUAUCAGCUUAUAUGGUAUCCAAAGCCAUUGUCAAUGCAUAUACUCGGAUUCUUGCAAACAAGUAUCAAUCUUUAUGUAUAAAUGCAUUUAAUCCUGGUUUUACAAAAACGGACAUGACCCGUCAUAAAGGAAUGUACACAGUGGAAGAAGGUGCUAGAGGCGCUGUUAGGCUUGCUUUGAUCCCAGAUGACGGUCCAUCCGGCUGUUUCUUCUUUCAAAUGGAAGAAACUACUUUUUAAUUUUGAGACUGUAUUUGUAUUUUGCUUGAUUGUGCUCCAGUGUCUUCCUUAGACGAAAGAUAAUAUAUGUUCAAACAGUUGAUCGAAUUUGAAUAAUGGCAAUGCUGUACUACGGUACUAACUAUAUGUU